UUAAGGAGUUGUUCGGAUUUGGGGGGAAUUGACGUGUAUUUUUAAACUGUAUUUUGACUACAUGAAUACGUUUAUCUUUUCUGGUUACACAAUAUGUCAUUUUUCAGUCGACGUAAUUCUCAGCUUUUAGUUGGAGAGGUGUAUGAAAGGCUGCAAUGCUGAGGGGAAACCAUUGCACGCGUUUGGAGUGCAUGAAAGCGCUUCAGUGUACGUCCUACUUGUAAACCUCUACAGCAGGGCGAUUUUGCGCGUUCCCGUGGACUCGCCAUAGAAAACAAAGCUGAACGUCUUCCAUAUCAGCUAGGGGUGCAGGCGUGAGGACUAUCCGAAUUUAUUCUGGCUACAUCACACAGAAUAUGGAUUUACAGUGGGUGUAACAUCGUUGGAGACCGAGCCUUCUCGGCUGGGGUGACGGCAGGACAUUAGCAAAAACCGACGAAAACAACAUCUGUGGUUUUUCUCGGGGUGCUUUGUCUUGUCCACCUAACGAUAGCAAACCAUCAUUUUCAUUUAAAUUGCAAGGAAUCCAGCUAGUGAUUACUAGCUGCUUCCAGGAUGUAUCAUCAUGUUGUCACCUAAAAGUAAUUGCUAGGACGUCGGAUUGUGAAAGGAAACGCAGAAAACCCUCUCCCAGGUCCCAACGGGUUGUCACCGGGACCUGAAUCUGUGUUAGCCACAGCCGCGGAACCCACUGUUUUCGGCGAUAUGGCGGAGCAAGGCUACUCAUCUUGGGCCUACUCCCUAGUCGACUCCAGUCAGGUGUCCACCUUCCUCAUCUCCAUCCUUCUUAUCGUCUAUGGCAGCUUCAGGUCAUUAAACAUGGAUUGUGAGAACCAGGAGAAGGACAAAGAUGGUAACCCAACAACAACAGGUGCUUUUAAUAACAACAACACAAACAACAGCAUUCAGACUAUAGACUCGACGCAGGCCUUGUUUCUGCCAAUAGGAGCGUCCGUGUCUCUGCUAGUCAUGUUCUUCUUCUUUGACUCGGUACAGGUGGUCUUCACCAUCUGCACUGCAGUUCUUGCUACAAUUGCAUUUGCAUUCCUCCUGUUGCCAAUGUGCCAGUAUCUGACCAGACCCUGCUCCCCACAGAACAAGAUCUCGUUUGGUUGCUGCGGGCGCUUCACCCUGGCUGAACUCUUGUCCUUCUCGCUGUCGGUCAUGUUGGUGCUCAUCUGGGUGCUGACGGGACACUGGCUCCUCAUGGACGCACUGGCAAUGGGUUUGUGUGUCGCCAUGAUAGCCUUCGUUCGGCUCCCCAGUCUGAAGGUGUCUUGCCUGCUGCUGUCAGGACUACUCAUUUAUGAUGUUUUCUGGGUGUUUUUCUCAGCCUACAUCUUCAACAGUAACGUGAUGGUCAAAGUGGCCACCCAGCCUGCUGAAAACCCGAUAGAUGUUCUCUCCAGGAAGCUGCACCUGGGACCGGGGAUGGGGCGCGAUGUUCCCCGCCUGUCUUUACCCGGCAAACUGGUCUUUCCAAGCUCCACAGGAAGUCACUUCUCCAUGCUGGGAAUAGGAGACAUUGUGAUGCCGGGGCUGCUCUUGUGCUUCGUCCUGCGUUACGAUAACUACAAGAAGCAGGCGACAGGGGAAGUCCCGGGGCCGGGUAACAUGUCCGGACGCAUGCAGCGCGUCUCCUAUUUCCACUGCACUCUCAUUGGAUACUUUGUGGGUAAGCAACCGAUCAAUGGGCAGAUGGACGUGAAAGGUCAAGGCCUGCUAACUGCCACAGUGGCCUCCAGGAUCCAUCGUGCCGCGCAGCCCGCUCUUCUUUACCUGGUCCCCUUCACCCUGCUGCCUCUGCUCACGAUGGCCUACCUGAAGGGGGAUUUGCGGCGCAUGUGGUCCGAGCCCUUUCACGCCAAGGCCAGCAGCUCACGCUUCCUGGAGGUAUGAUGCACCUGGGGACGAACAACCAGCGCGGGGAAGACUGCUGAUCUUUUCCCUUGAUUAGAGGGAAGGAGAGGGCGCGCACUCACAGUGAGGCCAUGUUGUCAUCACUUCAUGCUUUCCACCAAUCUUCUGUGAAGGACACCAGUGUGUGGAUCACAACGCCCCAGCACAGCUCAUCUUCGGUUUCGACAUCCUGUCUGUUUCAUCUCAACUUCCUCUUUGCUGUUUAUUUCCUAUUCAUUAUAGAACAUCCUGCCUGUGCUGUUUUUGUUCUGUCCCCCUCCCUGCCUUCUUUUUCCACUUGUGUAGUUGAUCUCGUUUGCCACUUCCUUCACACGGCCCGUCCCAUUCGUCAGGCCUCUCUCGUCUCUGCGAUUUCCUUCUUUUUCUUCGUCGAUUCCCCCUGCAUCACGGUUUUUUCUCAGACGAACUCAUGGACCAGGCCUCCCCACUUUUUCUGGACUUACGGUUGUGAGACGUGGCCGGGGGUUUAUAUAUAAAUGAUUUGUUUUUUGUUUUUUUUUAGCGUUGUCUUGGUCAUCAUUAAUAUUAUUAAUGGACGAUUUCAAGAAAUAAAGGAGGGUUGGAGUGUUCCGGUGGCGCACAGCGGUGCCCAGAAGCAGCCACACAGAACGGGAGAGGCAACUUCCCUCUCCGUCCGUCUCCCUCUUUCAUCUCUGCUUUCUUCCUCCGUUUCAUCAUCCUCUCCACAAUGGCUUCCCUCCUGACACUCCUGGCGCGCCCCACCCUCUUCCUCCUCCGUUCAUCUGCUGUCCUCAUCCCCCUCCCUCACAGAUAACUAUGUAUUUUAUUUAGAAAAGUUUUAUUCUUGGCAUAUACAAAACUGAUGCAUUAUAAAACAUUGAGCCCCCCCCUUCCCCCUCACCAGCGUUGGAGGGGUUGCUUCUAUUUGUAUAUAUGUGUACACAUGUAUUUGCAAUAUAUUGAGUUUGUAUUUGUGUUUGAGAGCAUGUUGAAAAGGGUGGGAACCUGACCACGGCCAGCAGAGGGGUUUGGGAGAACUUUGGCUGUCACGUGUGUUUAGUCCGACCACCAAGAAGCUCAACUCCAGAGUUUGGAACCAGGCCGAGGGUUGUUGGUUAAUAACAAAGUGACUUUCCUGCUCUUCUGUUGAAGUGUGCGUGUGUGUAUCUGUGUGUGCGUUCGUUUGUGUGUGCGUGUGUGUGUAUUGGAGAGCAGAAAACGGUUGUUUUACCGGAUUUUAAAUUGAUUAGAUGACGAGAAUGGAAGAAUGAUGGCAAUAGUCAGGUUUCCAUUGAGCUGUGUGUUGGAUCUAAGGUUGUCAAACACAUGACAUUGUUUGGAAACGGUCUUUGUCUCCUUAUUUUAAAAAUAGAAAAUUAAUAAAAGGUCUGUAGAAACUUGACAGUGGGUACAUUUUUUUUUUUUUUAAAGUCCAUUUUGCAUGUUGGGUCAUCAUGUUGGUUUUUAAGAUGAAAGAAGUCGUACACAUCUGAAUUUUAAGCCUGUGAAAGGCCACAAACACUAAAAGCAACUUAUUUUAACUUCCACAGAUACAGAAAUCAUGACGAGUCGAUAUGGGGUCUGGAAAUAAAACCACCCGUUUGAAUGUGUGAAAUUUAAGCAUUUCACCUCAGUUGAUGAAGACCUGACUAUUGUGAGGGGUUACUCUCAAAUUAGAGCUGCUGUUCUCUGGAGUUGGAGGACUGACUGUGGUUAGAUUCAUGCAAGUUUCCCGGCUGGGUGGUUGUGUGUGUGUGUGUGCAUUUCUGUAUGCGCGUGCUUGAUCAAAUCAUAAAACCUGUUCCGACGUAGGGAGGGGAGUUGUGAGUCAGUCGUGCCCUUCAGAGAAAAAACAUGAAAAUUAGAGUUUAAAGCCACCUCACAUGAUGUUUUUUCACCAUUUGGUACCAGACAGUUUUGUUUUUUGUUUGUUUGUUUUUUGGGGUCUUUCCGAUGUUUUGUGGUGCUUGUCAGUUGAUAUCUAACGUGUACUGGAAAUCAUGAGCGAUCACACUGCAGGAAGUCUGACAGAUGUGUGAAUGACAGUCUUUUCUCCGCCCCCCCCGUCCCCGGACCCCAUUUUUUAUGCUACUUGGCCGUGCAUGUUCAGUGUACAGUGUUCCAUUUCUCAGAUUGCAUUAACAGGGCUACCGCAGUUGUGAGCCCUGCCGGCCAACUUUGAGGCAUUGGACCUAUGAGCUGGUGUCAGCGGGCGCCACAAAAGCUGCAGGUCAGACAGACUGCCAGUGGUCAGUGGUCUGACCCCCUCCGACUGAUUCCCAGAGACUGAAUAUUAGGAGCUGAAUGCUGUCAGGUUUGGGACGCCCGCCAUUCCGCUCAGUGCAGUCGUCUAAAUUCUGACAUUGUGGAAGUACAAACCUCCUUCUUCACCCUGUCAUGGACACGGAAAGAAAAAAAAAUAUAUAUAUAUAUAUUUAUAUGCAUAUAUAUACAUCUGUGUGUGUGUGUAUAUAUACAUAUAUAAAUAACUGAAAAUGUUUUUCUUUUUAGCCCCUGGUUUGUAAUUUUUUUUUUUUCCUUAGUGCUUAAAUUUUGUUUGUUUAUUGACUCCCCU
Messenger RNA from Menidia menidia (Atlantic silverside), 4456 nucleotides. Lineage: Eukaryota; Metazoa; Chordata; Actinopteri; Atheriniformes; Atherinopsidae. The record is from the annotation of a GenBank genome assembly.